CCCUUCUCCUAUGUCGCAGAGCAGAGAUCUAUAUAUACAAAUUUGUAUGCGUAGAUAGAUAGAUAGAUAGAGAGAGAGUGUUGUACAAAAAUGGCGAAGCCUCGCAAGGCGAAGAACGAAGACCAAAAGGCGGAUAAUUCAGAUGCAGUGGUUCGUCAUCAGAAGCUCUGCCUCUCAAUCGACAUGGACAAGCGUCGAAUCUACGGUUACACUGAGCUGGAAAUAGUCGUGCCAGAUAAUGGGAUUGUUGGGUUGCAUGCGGAUAACUUGGCGAUUGAGAGUGUUACAGUUGAUGGAGAGCCAGCAGAGUUUGAAGUAUUCCCACAUUAUCUGCAUUUGGAUAAUGAUAGUAGAUGGUGCUCAGUCUCAUCAACUAGUUCUGCUGCUGACGCUGCAGGCUCUGUUUAUCUAUCUUCUCUUGAAAGAGAAUUGGUUCCAAAUUUGCUGAUCAUGUGUUGCAAGUCUGUCAAAUCAGCAAGCGAGCAACAAGGACAACCGAAUUCAGAAAAUGGGUUGCAGUCCCCAGGCGAACCCAAGCAGAAUGUGAAAUUGGUUCGCAUUGACUAUUGGGUCGAGAAGGCAGAAACAGGAAUUCAUUUUAAGGAUAAUGUUUUAUACACGGAUAACCAGAUAAGGCGAGCACGCUGUUGGUUCCCUUGUAUGGAUGACAGUUCACAGCGUUGCUGCUAUGACUUGGAGUUCACAGUUGCCAUUAAUCUUGUUGCUGUCAGCACUGGAAACUUGCUGUACCAGGUAUUGAGCAAGGAUGAUCCUCCACGUAAAACAUAUGUUUACAGAUUAAAUGUCCCAGUCACUGCAAGGUGGAUAUCUCUGACAGUUGCACCAUUUGAAAUCCUUCCUGAUCAUCAUAGUGGUAUUCUAUCACACAUGUGUUUGCCAGCUAACUUACCAAAGCUAAGGAAUACUGUAGGAUUUUUCCAUAAUGCAUUCAGCCAUUAUGAGGAUUACCUUUCUGCAAAAUUUCCAUUUGGGUCAUACACACAAGUUUUUAUUGCUCCGGAGAUGGCUAUUUCCUCAUCGAGUUCGGGAGCUUCCAUGUGUAUCUUUAGUUCUCAAGUCUUAUUUGAUGAGAAGGUUAUUGAUCAGACCAUAGAAACGAGGAUUAAACUUGCAUAUGCCCUUGCAAGACAAUGGUUUGGAGUAUAUAUCACUGCUGAGUCACCAAAUGAUGAGUGGUUGUUGGAUGGUCUUGCUGGGUUUCUAACCGAUUCAUUUAUGAAGAGAUUUCUUGGAAAUAACGAAGCACGCUAUCGACGAUACAAGGCAAAUUGUGCUGUUUGCAAAGCAGAUGAUAGUGGUGCAACUACUUUAUGUUCCUCUGCUUCAUCCAAGGAUUUGUAUGGAACCCAGUGCAUUGGUUUAUAUGGCAAAAUACGAUCAUGGAAGUCUGUGGCAAUCCUUCAAAUGUUGGAAAAACAGAUGGGGCCUGAGUCAUUCCGCAAAAUUUUGCAUCGAAUUGUUCCACGGGCUCAAGAUACUACUCGUGCUGUGAAAAGUCUUAGUACAAAGGAGUUCCGGCACUUGGCUAAUAAGGUUGGAAAUCUCGAGCGUCCAUUUCUUAAAGAAUUUUUUCCUCGCUGGGUGGGGUCUUGUGGUUGUCCAGUUCUAAGGAUGGGAUUUUCCUAUAGCAAACGGAAAAAUAUGGUUGAACUGGCAGUACUUCGGGGAUGCACAGCUACACCAGAUACGAGUGUGAUAGUUCAUAAUGGUAAACCUGAUUCUGAAAAUCGAGAAGGGGAUGAAGGAUGGCCUGGGAUGAUGAGUAUAAGGGUUCAUGAGCUCGAUGGCAUGUAUGAUCAUCCAAUUCUACCAAUGGCAGGAGAAACUUGGCAGCUGCUGGAAAUACAAUGCCAUUCGAAACUUGCUACCAAACGUUUCCAAAAGCCAAAAAAGGUUUCAAAACCUGAUGGCUCUGAUGAUAAUGGUGAUGCUGGGCCCACUCUAGACAUGCGUUCCAAUGCUGAUUCUCCCCUGUUGUGGCUCAGGGCAGACCCAGAAAUGGAGUAUCUUGCUGAAAUUCAUUUUAAUCAACCUCUGCAGAUGUGGAUAAACCAAUUAGAGAAGGACAAAGAUGUUGUUGCGCAGGCACAAGCAAUUGCAACACUAGAGACAUUUCCACAGCUUUCAUUUUCUGUUGUCAAUGCUCUGAAUAAUUUCCUCAGUGACUCAAAGGCCUUCUGGAGAGUCCGGAUCGAGGCAGCAUUUGCAUUGGCUAAUACAGCAUCUGAGGAAACUGAUUGGGCUGGUUUGCUCCAUCUUGUUAAAUUUUAUAAAAGUCGGAGAUUUGAUGCAAAUAUUGGACUCCCCAAGCCUAAUGAUUUUCAUGAUUUCCCAGAAUACUUUGUACUUGAGGCUAUUCCACAUGCCAUAGCUAUGGUCAGAUCAACAGAUAAGAAAAGCCCAAGAGAAGCUGUGGAGUUUGUUUUACAACUUUUGAAGUAUAAUGAUAACAACGGUAAUCCAUAUUCGGAUGUGUUCUGGCUUGCUGCAUUAGUGCAGGCAAUUGGCGAACUUGAAUUUGGCCAUCAGAGUAUUCUCUUUUUAUCAUCUCUUCUCAAGCGCAUCGACCGCCUUUUGCAGUUUGACAGGCUGAUGCCAAGCUACAAUGGGGUGUUGACAAUCAGCUGCAUCCGGACCUUGACUCAGAUUGCGUUAAAGCUUUCAGGAUUUGUUCCCAUCGAUCGUGUUUGUGAACUAAUUAGGCCAUUUCGGGAAUUAAAGACGGUAUGGCAAGUUCGAAUUGAAGCAAGUAGAGCACUCCUUGAUCUUGAGUACCAUUGCAAAGGGAUUGAUGCAACAUUAAUGUUGUUCAUUAAAUACUUGGAGGAAGAGCCAUCUUUAAGAGGGCAGGUGAAGUUGGGGGUGCAUGCUAUGCGAUUAUGUCAAAUAAGGAGUCGAUCUGAUCCUGACAAUGAUGUGAAGGGCGAGACUCUUGUGGCUUUGCUUCGUCUGCUUGAGAGUCCUAUGGCAUUCAACAAUGUUAUUCUACGACAUUAUAUGUUCUGCAUUUUACAAGUCCUUGCGGGCAGGCCCCCAACACUCCAUGGAGUCCCCAGAGAUGAAACGCUUCGAAUGGGUCAUGCAGAAACUUGCAGUGAACUGAAGAAUAUUUUUGCGGCACUAGUUAAGCAAUCUAAGCCUCACGAACUUCCUCCGGGCACCCCUAACCUUUCACAUGAUGGUUUGAUCAUUCCGGAAGCCUCCAAGGAAGCAGAUACUGCUUCCAACAGUCAUGAACAAAGGAAGCCAGUGGUUAAAAUUAGGGUGAAACAAUCUGCAUCCAGUAGAGCCGACGAUGCUGAUAAUGUGACAGUUGAAAAAUCUCAAGGUGGGCUUAAUGAUGCAGACCGUGGUGCCAGUAGUUCCGUUUCUGUGGAUGCACCCCAAAGAAAUUUUACUGAGGCUGCAAGCGUCAGCAAUCAAAAUCUUGAGGAAGUCAACUCAUGCCACGAUCCUGGGUCCAGGGUCACUGCCAGUAUUGGCAGCGCCAAACUCGCUAGUGAUGGUGACGAACUCGGGAAGGAACUCCAGUGCACUGCAGAUUCGAGCAAAGUUUCUGCACCAUGUCCACCUGAUGAUCGUUCAUCGCCCUCCAUCAUGAAAGAUGACUAUGCAGAGACAGAGACACAUAAAUAUGCAAGUCUGCAAACUCUAUCUGUCGCAAUACGCGAUCUUGAUAGUGGUUCACUGGCUAUGAGUUUGUCUAGCAAAGAGAAAGAGAAGAAGAAAAAUAAAGAAAAGAAACGAAAAAGGGACAACCACAAAAGUCACCGGGACGAUCCGAAUUACUUGGAACGGAAGCGCUUAAAGAAAGAGAAGCGGCAGAAAGAAAAGGAGAUGGCAAAGCUGCUGACUGAGGAUACAAAAGCAUCUUCUUCAAUGGAGCUGCAAAAUAAGAGUGAGAAAUAUGAAGCUAGAUUAGCACUGAUCGGUGAGGAGGCCAAGUCAUCUUUAUUAGAGUUGCAGAGUAAGAACGACGAAACUCAAAAUAGAUUGCCUAUGUCAAUGGCAGAGGAGGCGAAGGCACCUCUAGCUGAAUUACCUGGUACGAAAGAGGAACCUGGAACAAGCAUGGUGUCUGUGCAAUUGAAACCAGAUGAACCCAGCGGAUCUAAGGUAGUGAUAGAGAGGACAGACGUGAGGGCUGAUCCAUCAGAAGGUACUUCUCAUAAACUUAGAAUUAAAAUAAAAAACCGAAUGCCCAACAAAUCAUGAUGGAGAUAUUCUUCCGUACUUGAAAUUGCUGAUGCCGAACUUCCAUUGAGUUCUGCGCGAACUAUUUGUUCAUUUUCAACAUUGUGUAGCAGUAGGCCCAUAAUGUGAUGAGUUAUAUGUACUGACACUGAAGUAAUCAAUGAAAUGUGAUAUUGUUUUCUUGUUA
This is a messenger RNA of Cornus florida, 4402 nucleotides long. Its product is annotated as transcription initiation factor TFIID subunit 2. Bases 91 to 4236 code for a protein of 1381 amino acids. The record is from RefSeq and is a predicted model, not a curated record. Gene Ontology annotation, molecular function: RNA polymerase II general transcription initiation factor activity; chromatin binding; zinc ion binding. Gene Ontology annotation, cellular component: transcription factor TFIID complex. Lineage: Eukaryota; Viridiplantae; Streptophyta; Magnoliopsida; Cornales; Cornaceae. Gene Ontology annotation, biological process: transcription initiation at RNA polymerase II promoter. The transcript has 25 exons.